Molecule: messenger RNA, 4195 nt
Organism: Amoebophrya sp. A120
Lineage: Eukaryota; Dinophyceae; Syndiniales; Amoebophryaceae
Source: the annotation of a GenBank genome assembly
AGAUAAUGGGGCAUCAAAAGGAACAUCAAACUCUAGAGAGCAUUUUGAUGAGUGUGAGCUACACCGUCUUCACCAGAUCCAGAGUGGUCAGUGCUUCUGUUACUGAAUUGGUUGCAGUGGAUUUUUCUUCACCUUGACUGCGAAAAAUUUACGAGCUUCUUUAUUGCCCUUGCAAGAAAUAAAACAGAAGAGCCUCGUCGUACUACGCCGAAGAAGAGGACAAUGCCACUCUCGAAUCGGAAGGGGGCGCGACGUCGUCCGGUAUUUUUGACGACGUCAAGAGUCUUGCGUGCGUUCGAAGUAUUCUCUCGUGCAACUACUACAUCCUGGUUAUCACGAGGAUCUUCGUUCUUUGUCUCGCAGACGGCACAUCACCUGUGUGGUGCAGUGACCGUGAUCCCCAGCAAAAACAACAACGCGAAGAACCGCCCUGCGCAGACACAUCAACAGCAGCAGACAGAAGUAGAGAAAGUAGAAAAAGAAGCACGGGCGGCAGGAGCAGGAACUGCAAGAACGCCCUCACCGUCGGCCGAAAAUGAAGAAGCUUCAACAGAAACGACACAAAACUCUGGUGUUGUCCAAGGUGCUGCUGCUGGUGCUUCUACAACACAGUCGUCCAGCUUGUCAAAGCAUGCAUUGAUGUCCCAGGCACUGCACGACCACGAGCAGAAGGUGAAUAACAUCUUCGAGGAUGGGACGAACAACGAAGAAACGACAACUACAUCAAGAGAAGCCUUCGACGAGCAGCAGCAGCUGAUUCGCCUGCACGCGAAGACGGAACGGGACACGGCUUCGCACCAAGACCACCCCUAUCAAGUGCAAAUAUGUCUGGGUCUGGAAGAAUGCAGGUUUGUCAUGCUUGUCUGGCAUGACCAUUAAAUGAAUCUGUCAUGCACGUUACCCAAGAGCCCCAUUUUUCUGUCAUGCAGAAAGGCAGUUUGUCAUGCAGAAUAGGCAAGAACACCUAGAAGCUCGGAAACUUGUGAUGCUGAGUCAUCGUUCGUGGCCUCCUCAUGACACGCCGCCCAGCAUCACACGUUUCCACAGACAUCCAGGGAUAUUUGCAAUGCAUAACCCCUACACGGUGACCACCGAUCCGAACGGCGCGCGUCCGGCCUGGGUCACCAAUCCCCUGGCGGAGUACUUUUUCAAGUACACCACGGGCUUGAAAAUUUGGAAGUGGCACCACUACUUUCAGGUCUACCACUAUGGAACUGUAGUCAGGAUUGAAAUUGACAAAGUUGAAAUGAUUUGCCAUGCAUAAAAUGGAUGCCAGUUGGAACCCAGUUUUCUUUCAAGUGGCGCGUGACAAAUUUUGGCGGUGCCUAAAUCCAGUCUGUAGUGCUGUUUGGGUAAGGAAGAUGCCUUUUGUCAUGCUACUUUAGCAGCUCUAUCUCUACCCCUCAACAGGCUUGCAAUCUGCCUCCCUUGCCUACUCUGCAAGACAGGCACUUUGUGGCUUGCAUUUUAUGCAUUGCAAGUCAUUCCAACUUUGACGAUUUCAAUCCUGACACUUCCAUAACCACCGGCACCUGGAUCCGCUGCGCGCCUACCGGGAUCAGCGACUCAACAUGCUGGUCAUCGGGGUCCAGUCCGGCGGAGAGGUGGGGAUGUGGCGCGAAUACUUCGGGCCGAACCUGCACUACUAUGGUAUCGACGUGAACCCGGCCUGUAAGCUAUGUUGAGAGUGCACAUCUCCUACUUCCCGUUCCCCCUCAUUUGAUGUCACGAAACAACACACGAGGACACCCUCAGCUUCACCUGUUGUACUAUCGCCCAAUAGAUGAAACAGCUUCGCCUUGCAUUACAAGCUCGUCGAGCUGGACCAAGACCCUAACACAAGUAUACUUGCACAGGUUGCGUCUGUUGAGAUGAUGAAAUCUGUCACGCAUAAGCUACGCGGCUUUGCCGCGCGGCCCUAGUCUCUGUCGCUUUUCAAAUACGGGAGACGAGGGGGAAGAGUUGUGCACCACUCUCAUACAAGCAAAUCGAGCAGAAAUACCCGAACACGAAAAUUUUAUCCUGUGCAGAAGCAUCGUCCUAGUAUAAAUUGCAUUACAAGUUCGCCCAGCAUUACAAAUUGAAUUUGUAAUGCUGAUUUUCCUUGAUAAAGAGAUUUGUAAUGCAUAAAUGCGAUUAGUACGAGUACGAUACUUUUGCACACGAUAAAUUUUCAUCGGGGACCAGUCGGACGCCUCGUUUUUAGCGUCCGUGCAGCAGGAUAUGAUAAUGCACAACUUCCCCUGCUCCCCCUCAUUUGUCAUGCAAAAUACCAAAUCCUCCACUCUUUCCCCUUUGGCACAGCUUGCAUGACAGACUCCGGAAGCCGAUAUAGCACUAGAACCGGUCGCGAAUUUGCCAUGCAAAAGCUGCACUUAUGCCAGGACUUGUGUUGCAACUUAUGCCCUUCAAAUGAUGGGGAGGGGCGGGAGUUGUGCACACUCAUACAGGAGAUCGCCGCUUCGGGCGCACCCUUACACAUCGUUCUUGACGACGGAUCGCACAUCGCGUGGCACCAAAUCGCGACUUUUGAAACUAUGUACCCGCACCUGCACAUCUACAACGGCGUCUACAUUGUGGAAGACGUCACGACCAACUACGGUGCGCCGCAGAGCUCGGUUAUGGAUUGCAAAAGUACUUGUUCUAUCGUAGUCGUACUAGUACUUACCUAGUAUAAAUAGCAAUAAUUUCAUCGACAAGAAAAAACGAAGUGGAAUCUGUAAAAAGAUGCUGCUCCAGGUAUUUUUUUGGAAAGAGAUUUUUCAUGCGCGUGGCGACAAUUGAUAUUACGCGUUUGCAAUGCAUAUCGGUGCACAUGCAGCAAGCCCCGGCGAGCAUCCUGAGUCUCCCCGCGGUCAGUUCGCAGCAGGAGUCGUUCGUGGAGCACAUUAUGGAUGUGUUAGGAUCGAAAUCGACAAAAUCGAAAAAUUUGGGAUGCAAAAAAUGCAUGACGCGAAAUACGUGUGUUGCAGAGCAGGCAAGUGAGGCCGAUUGUGAGCCUGUUUGGGGUUAUAGCUCGAGCUGCUAAGGCAGCAUUAGAGAAUAAGUCUUCUUUGCCUAAACAGCAUUACGAACUGGAUUUAGGCACCGCUACAAUUUGUGAUGCGCCACUUAGAAACUGGGUUCGAACUGGAAUCCAUUUUAUGCAUGACAAAUGAUUUCGAUUUUGUCAAUUUCGAUUUUGACACUCCCAUACACAUGAAAACCAGAGUCGACUACGUGAACGGGUAUUGGAAUAUGGAUUUGGCAAAUUGAUGUAUCUGGGUCUGGAAACAGAAACCUGAACUUGUCAUGCAAAGAUAGGCAUAGGAACAAGGGUAGAAGACUUGUUACAGCAGGGGCAGAAGGCAGUCUUCAUCUUCAAGCAUGACGAAUUUUUGAAGAACGGUUCUGCAAUUAUGCGUAAGUCGCAUGAAGCGAAGUAGCCCUAGCCGUAUUUUUGUACGACAAAGAAGCAAUACCCUUGCCCUUCUAGCACCGUAGCAUGUCGUACAUAAUUCAGGAACACUGUGGUUCAGCAUUGCAAGUCAUGCAAUUUUUUUCCAGGACGAGAUCGAGACCCAGAGGUACUUAUUUGUAGUGCAUAUAGAAGUUCGCGCAGCCUGGGGCUCCGGUGAACCCCUGGAACGACCCCUUCGUCACGUUAUGAAUUGCAAAAGUAUCGCACUAGUUAGUAUAAAUUUAAAUUGCAUUACAAAUUUUGUCAGCAUGAAAAACUGAUUUUGUCAUGCUGUUUUACCUUAACAGUAGGAUUUGUGACGCAUCAUGCCUGCAAGUAGUAAGAGUACGUUACUUUUGCACAGGAUACACGUCUGUGAACGACAUUUCCUUCUACGAUGGCAUGGUGGUCGUAGAAAAGUCCCCGCAUCCGCAUCCGACGCAAGAACACCGGGGAACCGAGGACAUUCCCUACUGCACGCCGGGACAGCAGAACGGCUGCUUGACGUGAGGGAUAAGUGAUAUCUCGAGUGUUUGUUUUUGAUCCGAUGUGUUCGGAGGUACUUUGUUCGGCAUCACGGACGAAGUAAUUUUCUUUUCCCCGGGACGAGGUGGUCGUUGGAUGAACAAGAAGUAUAAAUAGAGUAAAACUGAAACGCAACUCCAACACCUACUGUUGAUGCAGUCGUGGUGUUGCGAUUAUCUUGGAGGAGUGGAGGCUCUGUCGAGGACCUCGCGGCCGCCUUUCUUGUUUUUU